GAACUUUGCGGGGGUGGGAGGUUCGGCGCGGGGAUGGGGGCCCUGAGAAAAAGAGGACAAAAAAAUUAAUACAGAGACAAAGACUAUGCGGGGCCGUCGGUGCCUGCUGUGGAUCAGCCGCCUGCCUCCGUGCUGAGUGUCCAUUAUUCCAGAGUGUUCACUAAGGGUUACCUGGGCUGAGGACAUGGAACCGGCCGUCGGGCCUGGGGUUGUUAGGGUGCGGUGUCCACUGCAGCGCUUGGGCGGAACCCCCGCCGGGUCCGGGUCUGCAGGAGCCAAGGAGGGGAUGGCUCUCCCCCACCCCGUCUCAGAUCUCACGUGGGUGGGGGUGCUGAGCGAGUGGGCGGUUAGAAAUGCGGCCGGUCCUGCCGCCCUUUAGAGCCGGCCUAGGAAAGCCUGUCGUGGUCGGCACGAUUGUGGUCUGGAGAAUCCCUUAUAGCCACGGAGGAGUGGGCUUAAAGGCCAAGUCGUGCGUCUGUCAUGUUUGUGGUGUCCACCUCAACAGGCUUCACUCUUGCCUCCACUGUGUCUUCUUUGGCUGUUUCACAAAGAAACAUAUUCACGAACAUGCGAAGUCGAAACGGCACAACCUGGCCAUAGAGCUUAUGUAUGGCGGUAUCUACUGCUUUUUGUGUCAGGACUACAUAUACGACAAAGACAUAGAAAUCAUUGCCAAAGAGGAACAGCGGAAAGCUUGGAAGAUGCAAGGCGUCGGAGAAAAGUUUUCAACUUGGGAACCAACCAAGCGGGAGCUUGAACUGCUGAAACACAACCCAAAAAGGCGCAAGAUCACCUCCAACUGCACCAUAGGUCUGCGGGGGCUGAUCAACCUGGGAAACACCUGCUUCAUGAACUGCAUCGUCCAGGCCCUCACCCACACGCCGCUGCUGCGAGACUUCUUCCUCUCUGACAGGCACAGGUGUGAGAUGCAGAGCCCCAGCUCCUGCCUGGUCUGCGAGAUGUCGUCACUGUUCCAGGAGUUUUACUCUGGGCACCGGUCCCCCCACAUCCCGUACAAGUUGCUGCACCUGGUGUGGACUCACGCCCGGCACCUGGCGGGCUACGAGCAGCAGGAUGCGCAUGAGUUCCUCAUCGCGGCCCUGGACGUGCUGCACCGGCACUGCAAAGGUGACGACAAUGGGAAGAAGGCCAACAACCCCAACCACUGCAGCUGCAUCAUAGACCAGAUCUUCACGGGCGGGCUGCAGUCAGACGUCACCUGCCAGGUCUGCCAUGGAGUCUCCACCACAAUAGAUCCCUUCUGGGACAUCAGCUUAGACCUGCCUGGUUCUUCCACCCCCUUCUGGCCCCUGAGCCCAGGGAGUGAGGGCAGCGUGGUGAACGGGGAAAGCCACAUGUCAGGAACCACGACGCUUACGGACUGCCUGCGAAGAUUCACAAGACCAGAGCACUUAGGAAGCAGUGCCAAGAUCAAGUGUAGUGGUUGCCAUAGCUACCAGGAGUCCACGAAACAGCUCACCAUGAAGAAACUGCCCAUCGUAGCCUGCUUUCAUCUCAAACGAUUCGAGCACUCAGCCAAACUGCGGCGGAAGAUUACCACGUAUGUGUCCUUUCCCCUGGAACUGGACAUGACCCCCUUCAUGGCGUCCAGCAAAGAGAGCAGGAUGAACGGACAGUACCAGCAGCCCAUGGACAGUCUCAAUAACGAUAACAAAUACUCCUUGUUUGCGGUUGUUAACCACCAGGGAACCCUGGAGAGCGGCCACUACACCAGCUUCAUCAGGCAGCACAAGGACCAGUGGUUCAAAUGUGACGACGCCAUCAUCACCAAGGCCAGCAUCGAGGACGUGCUGGACAGCGAAGGGUACCUACUGUUCUACCACAAGCAGUUCCUGGAGUACGAGUAGCCUUAUCCACAGCUGGCCAGAAGAAGUGAAGGCGAUGAAUUGGCAAGCCUCACAGGAUGAUCCCCGACCUCCCCGACAGGACACCGCCACCCACAUGGAAGUGCCCCGGAGCUCAGGGUCCUCUGCGGCCUGGGUCCAGAGGCGGCCCCUGUGGGUGCCCAGGACCGUGGUGUUUGGACAAGCACUGAGGUCGGGCUCCAGGAACUGCAUAACGUGAAGGCUCUGCUCUGCGUGGGCAGGGGCGGGGGAGAUGUGUCACGAGUGUGUCUCCUGUGCUCCUCAAGAAAGUGUGUGGGUGACGGGGGUACCCUCAGCGUGGAGCAGCCUGGCCCCGGUGCUUCAGUUCAGCUGCACGACGGCGCAGAGUUUAAAAAGGCGCCAGCUCGUUUUAGAAUUAUGGGUCCAUUAAAGCAGUAGUGGAGACAAAAGUCCUGUGCAGGGACCGAGGACUUUGCGAGUAUCUUUCUCUUUGUGAGUUUUAGGAUUAGGUAUACGUAGUGUGGAACUUUUAGCCUCCGUUUUAUCAGCAGACAGGAAGAACCGCCCAAGCCUGCGGAACUGAAGACGCUAACUGGGGUUUCCAGCCAUGUCUGUUCUGCAGAGAACUUAGCAUCAGACUGCAUGUGGAGGCACCAGCCCAGGUGUUGUCUCUCGGUUUUCUGAAAAUAGGCAUUUUCUUACCCCCCCUCCUUUCCUCUUUUUCCACAAUGGUGAAUUUCAUAAAUGUAAUGAUAGUAAUGUGAAUGAAUUAUUGAGUUUAUACUGAAA
Molecule: messenger RNA, 2636 nt
Organism: Diceros bicornis minor
Lineage: Eukaryota; Metazoa; Chordata; Mammalia; Perissodactyla; Rhinocerotidae
Gene: USP22
Product: ubiquitin specific peptidase 22
Exons: 13
Coding region: 354-1868 (504 amino acids)
Biological process (GO): protein deubiquitination
Molecular function (GO): cysteine-type deubiquitinase activity; zinc ion binding
Source: RefSeq, a predicted model, not a curated record